This is a messenger RNA of Nothobranchius furzeri (turquoise killifish), 4689 nucleotides long. RefSeq names its product protein FAM171B. The record is from RefSeq and is a predicted model, not a curated record. Lineage: Eukaryota; Metazoa; Chordata; Actinopteri; Cyprinodontiformes; Nothobranchiidae.
UGUAAAAGGGGCGGGGUUUCCUUCCCAGCUUGAAUAGUGAUGGACAGAAGAGUUCGGAUGGAGUGAGGUACAGAUCUUUUACAACUUGUGGAUGAAAACUAGACCCAGAAGAUCAUCAUCAGGUGUUUGAGUCAUGCGCGCGUGCUCGGAUUGCCUGUUCUGUGUGUUGGUUCUGAUCCGGUUCUGGGAAACGAGCGGAGAGUCUACUGGGACUCUGGGACUCCUCCUGCAUGCUGAUGACAGGAACUUUUCAGACCAGGACCGAAUGAAACAACAACCCUCUGAGCCACAGCACCAGUCUCUGCCAGGGUCAACAUUUAAUCUGCGGGUUCAGGUGGCGGACAUGCUGAGUGGCCUGCCCUUGAGCCAGGCGCUGGUGGAGCUUUUCAUAAACCACACCAUGAACUCCUCAGCUGUGAGCGCAGAAGAUGGCGGGGCUUGGCUCCGUGCACCGUACCCCUCAAGGCUGCCUCUCACUGUGGCAGCCAGCAGGGCGGGUUACAUUUCCACUCUGAUGUCCUGCAAAGCCAACAGAACACCAAUAUUUUCCUCGCUGACUGUGUGGCUGCUCAGGAUGACCCAAGGGAACAUCUGGCUCUUUGAGGACUCGGUCCUGAUCACUAGGAAAACUCCUGGUGGAUUUUCCCAGCCUGUUGUGAGAUUCCCUCAGCGCCUCCUGAACCUGAGCCACAGCAGGAACGCCACCUCACUGAAAGUCUACGUGACGGUUCCCAAACAGGACGAGUCUCUCAACACUCCAGGUGUCCAGAUCUCCAAAUCAGGUUUUGUGAGCUUGGAGUUGAACCCAGUGGCGGCUGUCAGUGUGCAGCUUUUCUCUGGAAACACGAAGCUUCACGUGACCGGACCAAUCCAGAUGAGCCUCAGCGUUCCAGAGAACCGUGGCCUUCAGAUUUCCGAUGCUGUUCCAGCGUGGUUCUUCAACAGAACCGUUGGAGGGUGGAUGAGGAAAGGACUUGGGAAGCUUAUCUCAGUGGAUGGAAGACUCACGUGGGUGUUCACCGCUCCUCACCUGGGCGACUGGAUCGCUGCACCUUUUUCCUCCCCCAGAGGUUCCCUUGGACUUCCCACCCUCGUUGACCUUUUUUCACAUCAUUUAUUCUUCCUGACGGUUUUCCUUGGAGGAACUCUUCUUGUUGUUGUCUUCCUAUUGACCUGGCUGUUGUGUUAUAGCAGAAAGCAGUCAAGAGAAAAUCAAGCUUGGAAAACUCUGGCAGCGAUAAAAACAGACCAAGCCACCUCCACGAGUCAUGACGGCGUUUCUGGAACAUCUCCAGGAAACCAGAACCACUCAGUGACCAAACAGGAGGAGGACCAGCACAGUGAUGUCAUAGCGAACGCUGGCACCGUGGCUGCUUCACUGGACCUGAAGGAAGUGACUUCAGAGAAAACCAAGCCUGCAGACAGUUUGUUUUUCUACAACCAACCUGUCACUAUCCUCCCAGCUUCAGCGUUCUUCCAUCUGGAGGAGGAAUCGGUUCUGACCAACUGGAGCAGGUCAGCCACUCUGCCACGAGUUGGCAUGUCAAAUGGAGCUGCUGCAGAGGCGCCAAGGAAGGCAAACUAUACUCAGAAUGUUCUAGGAGCUCCAUCUACCAUCCAGAUCCAGGGGGUAGACACCCAGAACCUGCCUGGAGGGUCCGAUGACUCUCAGGCAGGAAACGGUACAUCCAGGGGUCCGUUCAGUCUUCCAGAGUCAGCAUCAGUACCGGGGACAUUAAACAAAAUGAGAGGGAACCGACACUCGGUCCACACCUUCUCAGGUUUAUCAGAAAUGCAGAAAUCUCUUCAGCCCCCUCGAGCCUGGUUUGUCUCUCUGGAAGGAAAACCUGCAGCAGAGAUCCGUUACGCCGUCUCGGAGCAGCAGAGGAGACGGAGACCCAUCGACAGCCGAGACACCAGUUUGGAUUCGGGGGUGGACAUGAGUGAACUGAAUCAGAUGUCGAGUAGAAGGACCAUAACUCUGGAGCGAAAUGCCACUUUUAUUAAAAACACAAACAAGCAGUAAAACCCAGAACUUAAAUUUUACCUGGUUACAUUUCCCAUCUGAGACUCGGGCCCAGUUUAACCCGAAGCGUUUCUGUCCUCAGCCUCGAACACAUCUCAGCUGGUGGAGACAAAUCACAACACGAAGCUAACGUUUGCGUACUUGUGUGUGAAGUGACAGACUGUCUAACCAAACCUGCAUGUUACUGUAAUGAAACUCAAGUCUAAAAGAAUAUAUUUGUUGUAAAAGUAAAUCUUUUCAAUUUAGUUUUUUUAAUAAAAAUACAUCAAUCCAUUGAAAGGGGCUUGAACAUAAAGGUGGAUUAACAGAAAACUCUGCAUUUGAGUCAUUUUGACAUACAUUGUGUAGGGUUUGGUAAACUGAGUGCUUUAAGAGCUCAAUAUAUAUAUUACCUCUACUUAUGACCAAUAAGCUGUGAUACUCUAUCUAAAUAUGGAAUAUCACCCCGCCUGCUCUUUAUUGUGCUUUAAUCAGAAGAGUCUAGUAUUCGUUAUUUAUUAGGGGAUUGUACACACUUCAUUUUGAUUCAGAAAACAAUCAGGUUUAUAAAAGUAAGAAUUUACUUAACCAACCUGUCAUGUUUUAAUUGUUUGUAAACUAACAUUUACUGUGAGAGGAUGGAACUAAAUGUGAUGUAUGGAAGCUAUGAGUGAAUGCGAUGUUAGUCAGAGCCUCUGUAUAUCGGAGAGCUGCGUUCUGGAUGUGAAAGAAUUUGGUUUGCGUUAAGCUAUGAGGUUGAUUAUUAUCAAAAGCCACAUCAGACGCUAUCUGUGUGUCUACAUUGUCCGUUUUCAGAGACCCUCUUGGUUGGCACCGGAGGGCUGUAGAAUACCAUGGCACCGACCCUUCAGUCCAGAGAUGUCUCGGGUCAUGACAGACUGAUGGAACCACGCGUCUGGGACUCUUAAGGAGUCUAAACAAUAUCAGCUUAUUCUGCAGGGACUGUUUGCUUUAUCAGCUUCGCAGGUGCAAAAAGGUUUUGACGACGUGUCAAAAGCUUUGGUGGUUAAAGAGGUGUGCUUCAGGUGGCCGGUCUGAAGCUUCUCUAGAACUGAGGGAAAACCCCAGUAAUCUGGUUUUAAUGUUCUCAUGUUAUGAUUGUGUAGCCAACCAGAGGCUGACAAGUUAGAGGGAUAUGACCAAGAAUCUCAGAAACACACGCCCUCUUUGACACCAGAUGCUCUUGUGUGAGUGCAAUAUGGUUAUGACCUUGUCAAGUAAACAUGCUGAAACAUAAUCAUUGAGCACAGAUUAAUGAAACAUGUCAUUAUUUUAUAAUUAUUAUAAGUAGCAAUAAACAACAUUUAUUUACUGAAUAUCUAGCUUGUAAGUUUUAGAAAUUCAUAUUUAAUUUUAAAAUCUUCUUUCUUCUGUGAAGCAAGUAAUCUUAGAUAAAUGGCUGCUCUUUGAGGGACCUUGAGAGAAUGUUAUUGUUAUGAUUUCAUUAUCUCUGUCAGAGCUGCAGGCUCUGAGCUCCAGCUGGUGGCAUGAUGGCAGGCUAAUUUAAAGGAAACACGUGCAGUCUCGUGUCUCCUUUUUGACCAAAUGUUGGAUGGUCAAACAGUACCUAAAAACUGACCAUUGCUGGACAUUACAAUUGCUAUUUUUCAACAUUUUACUACAAACUUAUGUAUGAAGAAAGGUUUUCUAGCCCCUUGUUACAUAAAAAUCACAAAGUAUGUUUAGGGACUGAGAAGAUCACCAAUGUAAGAUGGUGCUUGUCCAUGUAAGGCCCUAUAGACCAGAACUAGGAUAUGGAAAUGAACCCUGAAGUUGACUGGCAGCCAGUGAAGCUGGAGGAGAAGCGGGGUGAUGUGGGUGUGUUUGGAGGACUUGGUCAGAAGCCGAGCACAGGCGUUCUGAACCACCUGUAGACGGUUCAGGGAGGUUCUGCUCAGACACGUGAAAAGAGAGUUACAGUAAUCUAAGCGUGAGGAGAUGAAGGUGUGGAGAACUGCGGAUUUUUGUAACGCCAGGAGUGCCAGUGCACAAAGGGUCUCCAUUCAGGAGACCCUUCUCUCCUUAGAAAGACCUAACCCUGUUACACUCAACUUAAAUUUCUUUUUACGUCCCAACCCAAACUAAAUCCUAACCUUAACAAGGAGAAUUAUAUGUUACACUCAACUUAAUUUCUUUUUAAGUCCCAACCCAAACAUAAAAUCCUAACCCUAACCAGGAGAAUUAUAUGGCAAACUUAACACAAAGUUUUCUUUAAGCCCAAACAUUAAUAAAAAUCUAGAUUUGACUAGGGGAAUUUCAAUCUUAGUUAGGGGUAUUCAACCCCCCUUUCUUUUGCCUGUUUACACAAUAUCCUUUUUGGAAUGGUUUCCAUCAUUUAAUGUGUCAACAGGAUGAUGUUUUAUGUAUUUUUUAAUUUACUUGUAACCUUAUUUUGCAGGCCAAGGGCCUGACUUUUAUUGGGGAGAGACUAAAAGGUAAUUGUGGUUGUUUACUGUGCUUGUCUGUGUGCACAGACUCUCCUGCACUUAGUCCACCGGUGCAGAUCUAUCCCUCAUUCAAACCUGUGGGAACAAGUGUGUCCAAUCUGUAGAACCAGAGCCGUUCAGCUCUUUUCCAUUGUUUUGUGGACCAGUUUGGAUCUGACUGUAGGAUCGUGGCUGUGAGGGCUUGCUAGCCAUGUUCAAUAAAGUGUUUGACUACUG